CUUAAGUCACCUGCCCACAUUUAAUGCUGGUGCUAUAGCAUGCCAUGUUCAUCGUAUACCACGUUUGUCUAAAAGUUUUUUGUACAUGAAUGAUGAUUUUUUCUUUGGCAAACCAGUUGGAUUGGAGGAUUUUUAUACCAACGAAACAGGCUUCAAAAUCAGAUUUGGUGCUGAAAAGGUUCCAAAUUACAUGGACAAAUGUAACAAAUUUAACUUAUACAGAAGACAUAUUGAGAAGUUUUGUAAUAACAGCAGUGGUUGCGAAUGGAAUGGCAAAUAUUGUUACCCUACCGAGCAGACACAGUCUAGAUUAAUAAUGAGUUUUAACGGACCAUUUUCUGGAAGUCUUGUGUAUACUUCAAUAGCAUUUGACAAAGCGUUUGGGCAUGCGCAACGAGGAGUUCCGGCGCAUGCGCCUUACAUUACUGACGUAGACACAAUGGACGCUCUACAGGAUCGGUUUCCAAAAGAAUGGGAGAGAACAUCUUCUAACAGGUUUCGUGACCCACACAGUUUUCAACACGGGUUUGCAUAUUAUCAUUUCUUGAUGUUACCAAAGACAAAUACAUGCCGUGAGGAAAUAAGGAGACCAAUAGCGACGAGUUACAAAGAUUAUGAUGACUAUGCAUAUUUUGCUACUGGGAACUUUCAUCAUUUGCAGACGUCGCUGGCCAACCUUUUGAGUAAAAAGAAUAAGAAGUUCAUUUGUAUAAAUGAUCACAUGGGUAACAAAGUGAGUGACGUGGACGUUGCGCGUAACGGUGACGUCAUAACAAAAUUCUUCAAAGAAUAUUUCCCAGAACGUUCAAAGUUUGAAAAUGAAAUGUGAAUUAAUAAAAGAAUCAUAUUUAAUUGAACAAACUGUGUUGCCAUGAAAUACAAAAGUGAAAAUCAAAGGCUUGAAUAAACACAAAUAUCGCUGUGGCCGGAUGUUGCUAAACUUCAAAUAAAACCUGUUUUCAUGUUAAAAAUGUUGUGCUUAAACGGUGCUUUCGAGCGUGGAUUGUAUCUUGCCUUUACCCAUGCGUGCAUGAACAUACUUCAUCAAUUAUCCGAACCAGCAGCAUUUUCAAUUUUAGAGACUAUUCUAAAACAUUCAUUUCAUCAGAACAGGACAUACCUUUCAAUUCUGAUUUAUAUAUAGAACAUCAUCAUGUACAUAAUUUUUUUUUUCAAGUAAUUAUAACAUGUACUUGUCAGUACAUGUACCA
Messenger RNA from Ruditapes philippinarum (Manila clam), 1211 nucleotides. RefSeq names its product N-acetylglucosamine-1-phosphotransferase subunits alpha/beta-like. The coding region runs from base 86 to 829 and encodes 247 amino acids. Gene Ontology annotation, biological process: carbohydrate phosphorylation; N-glycan processing to lysosome. The transcript is spliced from 5 exons. Gene Ontology annotation, cellular component: Golgi apparatus. The record is from RefSeq and is a predicted model, not a curated record. Gene Ontology annotation, molecular function: UDP-N-acetylglucosamine-lysosomal-enzyme N-acetylglucosaminephosphotransferase activity. NCBI's taxonomy places the organism in Eukaryota, Metazoa, Mollusca, Bivalvia, Venerida, Veneridae.